This is a messenger RNA of Nematocida minor, 1227 nucleotides long. RefSeq lists its product as uncharacterized. Lineage: Eukaryota; Fungi; Microsporidia. The record is from RefSeq and is a predicted model, not a curated record. Bases 1 to 1227 code for a protein of 408 amino acids. The transcript has a single exon.
AUGUGGACGACAACAACACGCCUCCAUCUGUUAAACGCAAUAGCAAGAUACGGCCUAAAAAAGACUUCGUUUAUUGCUGCAUAUCUUAAGGUAUAUGCAAAAGUGACUUCGAAUAAUUGGAAGAACGAGUACAACAAAAUGGUCAAAGAAUAUUUUAAAAACCGAGGCACCGCAGAAUCUGUUAAAGAUUAUUUUAAAAAGAAACGGGCGCACGAAAUAGAGCUGCUCAUAGAGAAAAAGAAGGAAGAAAAGAGCAAAAUAAUAGAGAGAAUGAUCUACGGAUACGACAGCAUAGAAACAUCAGAAGAAGAGAGCGACGAGUAUUUGAGCAGAUCAGAGCUUGAGCUGGCCCCGGAAAUAGCAGGCAUGGGAGAGACGAGCAUUUCCAGCGUGUGGGGGAUCAAGACGCCAAAUCCUCUGUCAAAUACUCUUCUGCACUUAUCCACACUGAGCAAUCUCCCACCGCACUUGGAGCUGCCAGGGCCUAAGCCAGAGACAUUCACGCCCAUAGACCUGCACCCGCAGGCAGUGGAUGACGGAGACAUAUCAAUGGAUGGAUACCCCGAUGCACUCGCCACUAAGGAGCAGGAGCUAGAAGAGAUUCUUUCGUUUUUAGAGCUUUCCAACUACGGAGUGUCAGUUUCAGCAGUUGACAAUGCGGCCUUUGAAAAGUUCUUUAGAUGGACGCAGGAGAAACUGUCGUGCCUGGAGAGCAGAAAUAAAGAGCUGGAGGAAAUCACAAAGCAGGAGAACGAAGCAGAGGAGAAGGCGCAGGAGAAAGUGAAGGAAAACAGCCAGCCGCCCAUUUCAGACAUGAUGCGGGAGUACUAUGCGCUAGAGUUCCACGACUACCCGAAGAAAAAGUCGCCGCGCGAUAAAGCCCGGUGGAUGAGCGAGUUUAAAUACUUGCUGGAGAGGCUUCGGUCGGUGCUCAAUGGGAAAAUAGUGUGCGAUGCGCAUGGGAGCAGUGGGAAAAAUGAUAAGAUCACAGAAGAUAGAAAGGAAAUAGAUAGAAAAGCAAUUUGUGCUAAGUGUUUUGACGUAGAUGCUUUGGAAGAGGGCCUGGAGAGUGAAAACAUCAGCAAGCCUGCAAUGGUAGACUACGUGUUUAGAUCUAUGCUAUUUCUGCAGACCGUUAUAUUUACACAGCAUGAGAUAGUAUCUAUAAAGGAUGUAGAGACAAUUAAGGCAGAGCUGUACAAGUUUUAUGAGUACUAUAGAAAGUAG